Aspergillus heteromorphus CBS 117.55 is the source of this 1083-nucleotide messenger RNA. RefSeq lists its product as uncharacterized. The record is from RefSeq and is a predicted model, not a curated record. Bases 1 to 1083 code for a protein of 360 amino acids. The transcript is spliced from 3 exons. Lineage: Eukaryota; Fungi; Ascomycota; Eurotiomycetes; Eurotiales; Aspergillaceae.
AUGUCUUCGGGCCUCAGUUACUUCUCAAGAGCUACGGGAAGCAGUGGCUCCUGCACACAUUCAAUCAGCAGCGAUGAUUCCUGGUCUCGUCACAGUGGUAUUUUACCCCCACAACCGCCAGUGUACGGGACUCCCGGCGAAGCCCCCGUGAUCUACCAUCCAAGCGCCAGAAGGUUCUCCCCUCCACACCCUGAGCGGGGUCCCAUAGACACCCAGGCUGCUGCCACGAGAGGCCCAAAGCAAGUUUCACCGGACUUUCCUAUGCCCUACAGCGGAAUACCAGUGACCACCCUGCCACAUGCACUGGGGAGCAUUCCCGUGUCGUCAGGAGGCCCAUUGCCACGACCUGCCGCUCUUUAUCCCGAAUGGGACCACCCUGCUCGCUUCCCAGCGGAAUCUCUCCGGCGUGAUUAUGAAUUUACCCGACCUUAUGAGACCCCAGAGUACCUGGUUGAGAGAAACAGCCGACGUACUGCGGAGAAGGCCAAAGGCACAACCCGCUAUCACUCCCAAAGACGACCGUCUAACCGGGAUGAGUUUGAUGGACCCCACCAAUUGCUCGAUCCUCCUUCUCCGCGUGUCAUAGCAGCGCAAGGAAGGGAUUUGCCUCAUCUGCCUACUAAUCUUGAUGUCUCAGAACAAGAUCAAAUUCUGACCUCGGUGAAUGACCGACUGUCACAAUGCGCAUUUGACUUCGUUGCCAAGUAUCAGUUCCCUAUCCCGCUGGAACCGGAUAAGAGACAGGUGAGGGUUCCCUCAGACCGUGAGUGGACUGAAUGGGUAUAUCUUCUUAAGAGACUGGCGACCAAGCGUCGCAUCCCAGCCCGGGUCUUGUAUAAUGGUCAGAUCAAGCAACUAGUCACGGUGUUGGAGAACUCCCUGGAAAUGAGACAUGCGGCCAAGCAUCAGUCUAGGCCCAUCAAAGAUGAUCGAAACGUACUCCAACUUGUUUCAGCUGGUACGCAGGUGGCGAAGAUUUUGAAGGAUGCCAGUGCCAUGGAAUACCUUGACCGCCUCUAUGUUGACACGGAAAAACGCAUUCAAGAUCGGCGCAGUCGUCGAGUGAAGUUUGCCAGUCCCUGA